Messenger RNA from Oncorhynchus gorbuscha (pink salmon), 5774 nucleotides. RefSeq names its product neurofascin-like. Gene Ontology annotation, biological process: cell-cell adhesion. Bases 1316 to 4777 code for a protein of 1153 amino acids. The transcript has 26 exons. The record is from RefSeq and is a predicted model, not a curated record. Gene Ontology annotation, molecular function: protein binding. NCBI's taxonomy places the organism in Eukaryota, Metazoa, Chordata, Actinopteri, Salmoniformes, Salmonidae.
GAUGCCGUCUGGGCCGGCAGCCUUGCGAGUGUUAACGCGCUUAAAUGUCUUACUCAUGUCAGCCAAGGGGAACGAAAGCUCAAAGUUGGCAAAGAAGGUGUUUAGCUUGUCCGGGAGCAACACUUCUGUGUUUUCCCUUUAUAAUUGGUGAUUGUCCGGAGUCCCUGCCAUAUACGUCAUGUGCCUGAGCCAUUGAAUUGCGACUCCACUUUGUCUCUGUACUGACAUUCUGAUUGCCUUAUGAAGGGCAUAUCUGGACUGUUUGUACUCAACCAUAUUCCCAGCCACCUUGCUGUUGUUAAAUGUGGUGGUUUGCACUUUCAGUUUUGCUCAAGUGAUGCUAUCUAGCCACGGUUUUUGGUUUGGGUAGGUUUUAGUAGUCACAGUGAUGAACUCCGUCACCAUGUCUGUGUAUACGUUAAUGUUAUUCUCAGAGGCAACCCGGAACAUAUCACAGUCCCCAUGAUCAAAACAAUAUUGUAGCAUGGAUUCCGAUUGGUCAGACCAGCGUUUAACAGUCCUUACCACGGGUACUUCCCGUUUGAGUUUCAGCCUAUGGGAAGGGAGGAGCAGCAUGAAGGCAUGGUCUGAUAAACAUACACCCACCCACACGAUCUCUCUGGCCUGCCUGACCCCUCCAGUCGUGGAAGGGUUGGCCAUGACAGUGCUGUAAUCCCUCCCAGCUGAGGUUCAUCCUCGAUGGGCUACAUCUCCAGCUACGCCUGGGAGGAUGGAACUGUGUGUGUGCGUGUGUGUGUGUGGGCAAGUGUUAAUGUGUGUGUUUGUUCAUGGUCUGUGUUCACGCGUGGUUGUCUGUGUCUUUAUAUAGGAGUAUGAGUAUGCUCUGCAUGUGUUUUCACGAUGACGUGUGUUUAGGCUUUUAUGUGGUCAUGUAUGUAUAUAUGUGUGUGUGCUUGAGCGUGCUUGUGUGUAGAUGCAUUUGUGUGUCUUUGGCUGGGUUUGGCUGUGUGUGUGUAUGUUUGUGUGUGUGUGUAAGCUGUAGGUGUGUAUUUAUCUGUGAGCGAGCCUGUGUGGGUGCGUGUGUGUGUCCGUUCAAGCAGUGGAGCGUGUUUGCCCUGGGGCUAAUUAAUAAUUCAUGAGGUGGGCAUGGAGAAGGCAAGGGGGCGGAGGCAGAUGGAGGAGCUGUGUGUGUGUGUGUGUGUGUGUGUGGAACGAGUCAGAGCCUAGGAGGACAGAGAGAGAGAGUGAAGCAGUAUUUCACCUGGUCAGGAAACCGUCUCCAAAAGAGGUCAGAGCCGUAUCAGGAGCCAACCAGGAGUUGUGACAGGAGAGGAGAGCCAAUCAGAGGAGAGAGAUGUUGGUGCAGGUCGGGCCUUGGGUCCUGUCUGUCAUGUCAUUGCUCCUGCUGCUGUGGCAAGAAAUGUCUGCUAUCGAGGUUCCUCUUGAUCAAAAGAUCCAGCAGGAUUUGAAGCAGCCUCCCACCAUAAUGAAACAGUCAUUGAAGGACUACAUUGUUGAUCCCAGAGAUAACAUCAUCAUUGAAUGUGAGGCCAAGGGGAACCCCGUGCCAACGUUCUCAUGGCGACGGAACGGGAAGUUCUUCAACGUGUGGAAGGAUCCACGGGUGACGAUGCGGGAGCGCUCGGGAACGCUGGAGAUUAGCUUCCGGAGCGGAGGGAGGCCAGAGGACUAUGAGGGGGAAUACCAGUGUUUCGCCUCUAAUGACUUUGGAACGGCGCUGACCAACAAGAUCCUACUACGAGUGUCCAAGUCCCCUCUGUGGCCCAAGGAGGUGUUGGAGCCAGUAGUAGUGGGUGAGGGUUCUUCCCUGGUCUUGGCCUGUAACCCUCCUCCAGGCCUGCCCCCUCCACACACCUUCUGGAUGAACAGCGCCAUGAUGCCUAUAACCCAAGAUAGGCGUGUGUCCAUGGGUCUGAAUGGAGAUCUGUAUUUCUCUAAUGUUCUGGCUAAAGACUCGCACACAGACUACAGCUGCAACGCCCGCUUCCUCUUCACACACACCAUCCAGCAGAAGAACCCCUUCACACUCCAAGUGCAGACCAGUCGUAAGGUAGCAGAGACUCCCCCUAACUUCCUCUCCCCCACGGGGACUGACAGCUCAAGGAUGAUGGUGCUGAGAGGACAAAAACUACAGCUGGAGUGUAUCGCUGCCGGAUUUCCCACCCCCGGUAUAAAGUGGUUUAAGAAGGGAGGAGAUCUGAACCAGAAGGUGAAGCUAGACAACUUCAAUAAGACUCUGCGUAUUGACAGCGUGUCAGAGGAGGACGCAGGGGAGUACAUGUGUAUGGCCAACAAUCGGAUAGGAAGCAUCCGACACUCCAUCUUCGUCCAGGUUAAAGCGGCUCCCUAUUGGCUGGACAAGCCGUUCAACCUGGUGUUAGCACCGGAUGAGAGCAGUCGUCUGGUGUGUCGGGCCAAUGGGAACCCCAAACCACUCAUCCAGUGGCUGGUCAACGGAGAGUCUAUGGAGAGAACUAGCUCCCUGCCCAACCCCAGAAGAUCGGUGGUAGGUGACACCAUCAUCUUUCACUCUGUUCAGAUCGGCAGCAGCGCUGUGUACCAAUGUAACGCCUCCAAUCACCAUGGUUACCUGCUGGCCAACGCUUUCGUCAGCAUAUUGGACAUGGCUCCCAGGAUGCUUGGUGCUAAGAACCAGCUAAUAAAGGUGAUAGAGAACAACAGAACCUUCCUGGACUGUCCCUUCUUUGGCUCGCCACUUCCUGAGCUACGUUGGUUUAAGAAUGGUCAGGGCAGUGGUCUGGACGGUGGUCAAUACCGGGUCUACAUCAAUGGGAGCCUAGAGAUCAAGCGUGCGCGGGUUGAGGACCAGGGUACAUACACCUGUGUGGCCAGAAACAUCCUGGGCAAGGAGGAGAACCAGGUCCGACUGGAGGUCAAAGAGCCGACCCGUAUCGUCAGGGCUCCAGAGCACCAGUCAGCAUUUAGAGGCACCAUGGCUCGUUUUGACUGCCGGGUCAAAUCGGACCUCACCCUGCCCAUCACUGUUACCUGGCUGAAGGAUGACAAGCCUCUCUCUCUGGGAUGGAGGUUAAAGAAGGAUGAGGAUUCCCUGUCCAUCCCUAAUGUCCACGAGCAGGAUGAGGGAACAUACACCUGUACUGUUAAAUCAGAGAUCGACCAAGAUACUGCCUCAGCACGCCUUACUGUGUUAGCUCCUGAUGCUUUCCCUAGUGGCCUGAAAGGCUGGGGCACCAAGAACACAAACAUGGAGAUCAGCUGGGAGCCCUUGUUGGACACAGAGCAAAACGGCCCUAACCUGCACUACUCGGUGUGGUGGAGGCGGAAGGAUACGGGGGAGGAAUGGAACAACGUGACUACGGUGGGGGCGAAGCACAUUGUCCACGACACAGAGACCUACGUUCCCUAUGAGAUCAAACUGCAGGCCAGGAAUGACUUUGGAGCAGGGCCUGAGUCCAACAUCAUCAUAGGAUAUUCUGGGGAGGACAAGCCUACAGCCCCUCCUACAGACCUGCAUGUGUCAAAGAUUGACAGCACCACGGUCAACGUCCACUGGACCCCGGUAGACCCCAAAACUGUCCGGGGAGAGUUCAAGGAGUACAGGCUGUACUACUGGCGUGAGGACAGCAUGGUGAAGGGUCUGCAUGUGAAUAAAGAGAAGAAGACUAAAGGGUUCUACAGUACCGUGGCCCAGCCUACUGGCAUAUUGACAGACCUACAGCCAUACAGCCACUACCGCAUGUUUAUGGUGGUCGCCAACAGUCGUUACGAUGGGCCGCCUAGCAACCAUGUGGAUUUCCAUACCAAGGAAGGAGUGCCAGAUCUUCCUCAGUUCUUUAAGAUCGGCCAGAGGAGUCCAGAGUCUAUCCACCUCGAGUGGGACAAACCCCUGGAGCCUAACGGCAUUCUGAUUGGAUACACACUCAACUAUCAAGCAGUGAAUGGGUCGCGUGUGGGCCACAUGCAGAUGGAGAGUUUCCUACCUAACGUGACAGCCUACAGACUCCGCUUGCCAGACCAAGCUAUCCGCUACAGGUUCUACCUGGCGGCCCACACACAGGUGGGAGCAGGGAAGGUCUACGCUGGGGAGUCUCCACAUUUCACCAAUGAAGGCAUGGCUCCUGGGAGGGUGAUCUGGAACCUGACGGUGAAGCCUAACAGUAACUACGCUAACGUCAGCUGGAACCACAACUUCCCGAUCGGCAGCAGCGAGUUCCAGCUAGAGUUCACACUGGACGGCAAUGGCAGUGUGUCAAGCGUACCAGUGAACCAGCCGCCCAUUAAACUGGCGGGGCUGAUCGAAGGGGCCAAGUACCGCCUGAGGGUGUACUCCAACGAAUACCACAGCAUCUCCAGCAAUGUUGUCACCUUUGAGACCAGCGCAGCCUACAUUAAAGACCAGGUGGACAUUGCUACCCAGGGCUGGUUUAUCGGGCUGAUGUGUGCCAUCGCUCUCAUCAUCCUCAUCCUCCUCAUCGUCUGCUUCAUCAAGAGGAGUCGCGGAGGCAAAUAUCCAGUACAAGAUAAAAAAGAUCUCCCUCUGGAGGGAAUGGAUCAGAAGGGAGAGGAUGGAUCAUUUGACUACAACAGCGACGAGGACAACAAGCCUCUGCAGGGCAGCCAGAACUCUCUGGAUGGCGGUGUGAAGGAGAGUGACGACAGCCUGGUGGACUAUGGCGAGGGAGGGGAUGGCCAGUUCAACGAGGACGGUUCCUUCAUCGGCCAGUACACUGUCAAAAAGGACAAGGACGAGACGGAAGGCAACGAGAGUUCUGAGGCCACCUCACCCGUCAACGCCAUCUACUCGCUGGCAUAGUCCCCCUGCCCGGCCUGGCCUGGGGAUCUGAGGAACUCCCCCUGGCGGUCGGUGGGUGAUAUUACCACCACUACUACUACUACCACACACACACACACACAUACGCAAACACACACACAUAUGAAUAUAAGUGUAUUAAUAUAUAAAAACACAUAUACACAUGUAAACACACACAGCACCUGCCUGGAGACUGUUUGACCUCUUAAAGCGGAGGGAGAAACCAUUCCUCUGAGAAUUAAGGGGGUGUGAAUGGAAUGGAGUUGAAGUUACUGUGAGCCAAGCCCUGACGUUCGGCUAUUGACGUUCCAUAGAAAUGGCUUGCCAAGGUGAAGUUUGGUAAUCUUCAACAGUACCAGUCUCUCUAUGCUCCUUCUUCUGCCCCUCAUACAGACUGAGUGUGCCUAACGGGCUUCAGUUGUAGAGGACUAGGAGGAAACGCUGAGGUUUUCAACCAUUUUGUGUGGCUCUAGAGCUUUCUUUGUUUUCAACGUACUCAGCUUUCCCCCAAACCCCUCUCUUUCUCCCCACACACAUCCUCACGCCCCCCUGUGUCUUUCCCGAGCGUCCCUAGGGAAGGAGACACAGACACUCGUCCUGUGAGCAUAUCAGCUACGGACCACCAACAUAGUAGGAUGUUGGCAGAUAUGUUUAUCACAUUGAUAUUUCCACAGAGAGAGAUGGUUUUUUGUUCUCAAUUGAUACAGCAGAUGAGUCAUUUGAAUAUAUGAGUGCUGUAAACAGUGCUAGUGCUGUAAACAGUGCCAGCUCACCUUCUAGUUCACUGAAAAACUAUGCAUUACCAACACAUCAUGUUUUUGGGUAAAGUCUGGUUAUGAAUUAAAUUGUUUAUUUUUCAGUGUUGACUCACAGGUUUAAAGAAGAAUAACCUGCUUAAUGAAAUUCUAAUGUUCCCUUGCCUUCCCGCUGUACCUAUGAUUCACCUCCAAACUCAAGUUGUGUUGAGAUAUUAAAAACGGCCACAGUUAUAGCAAUGCUA